Tuber aestivum (summer truffle) is the source of this 3189-nucleotide messenger RNA. The record is from the annotation of a GenBank genome assembly. NCBI's taxonomy places the organism in Eukaryota, Fungi, Ascomycota, Pezizomycetes, Pezizales, Tuberaceae.
AAUCCAACCAAGCCUGGGGGUGAAUAGCGUUCAGGCUCCCGGGGAACUCUUCCCUUCACACCUUCCGACAGAUUGCACGAUACGAGUACAGUAUCGGUACCAUACGCUAACAGGAUAAUCACUAUCCCGCAUCGCCUCGCUCGCUCCUCUUCCUAGUGGCCGCGCCUGUGCUGUGCUGGUACAUCAGGCACUUGCGACUGACAUAGCCAUAGUCCGUGGGUCCAACUGCCCCGUUAAUCGGACAUGCCCGGACACCUCGAACCCGGAGGAGGCGACAGUGUGGAGUUUUCUUCUGCUGAUGAUGGCGAUGGCGGGUCAAACCAUGCUCCCCCCCGCGGCCAAAUUUUCGGAGAUUUUGAGAGAGAGUUCCCCGCUGUCGGCGCCGCCGUUGGUGCUGCGAAUGGUCGGCCCGAUGACCCUACGGUUUACGAUACCCAGACCUUCGUGAUACCCGAAGGUACGCAUACAAUGGACGCGAUGCCGCGUUGGUGGCGGGGCCCUGGAGGCAAAGGCUAACCGUGGGAAUACAGACCGCAAACUGGGUUAUUGGUCGACCGCUGGUGAGAACUCUUGAGCUGGCUCGCUCGCGCUCAACUUCUGACGUUCCUCGUAGCAUUGAUUUGCAACCGUAUGAUUGGCACGGGAAUUUUUUCUACUCCUUCGACAGUUCUUCGCGCUACUGGUACUCCUGCGGGGACUUUGCUGCUGUGGUGCGCCGGCGCCUUUUUUGCGUAUUGUGGGUGAGUAGCUCGCCGCCGACUGCGGAGCAUUGGGUUUAGCUGACCUCGACCGACCGUGUCCAGAAUGGCCGUUUUCCUAGAGCUCGGUGCGUGACUUGCGGGUUCACCGGUAGCAUUUGUACUGACGACUGUGCCUCCAGGAACGGCUUUACCUCGUUCAGGGGGUGAAAAAGUCUACGUAAUUAUCUCCACCUCCAAUUGCUCCCCCUAUUUCCCCCCUUAUCAAGUCUGAACUGCUUCCCUUUAUGCGCUGCUAACAUGGCACCACUACUCCAUCGUAGCUCGAGCGAAUCUACCGGAAACCCAAGUACAUCGCCACCUGUGUAUACGCGAUACAGUUUAUUCUGCUUGGAAACACGGCGGGAAAUGCUGUUACUUGUGCUGCCCACUUUCUUCGUGCCAUCAAUCCGACUCGGUACUCCGUUAAUAUCCAGAUCCAGCCCGGGGCAACGGUUCCCGCCCCCCCGCCCGAUGGGCUCUCGAAAGGGCUUGCAGUUGGGGUUAUAACGCUGAAUUGCUUGAUUCACCUUUACUGGCCCAAGUUUGGCGGAAAGUAUCUGAUGACAGCAUUUGCCGCGCUGAAGAUAUUACUCCUUGUGUUGGUCGUCUUCACGGGCAUAGCAGCUUUUGCGGGAAAAGGACUCAAUAACCCACAGAGCGAAAACUUUUACGGCGAUGGAGCCUGGAGAAGAGAUGGCUCGACUGAGGCGCCCGGAAGCUGGGCGGCAGCAUUGUUGGCAGUGAGUUCUACCACUCGAAGCUUUUGCGGGGGAGUCGGGGCGUGCUAACUCUGCGGUUUGGUAGGUGAACUAUAGGUAACGCUUGCGGCAUCACCAAUGGACGUUAUUUAUGACUUAUGGCAAGCUAAUGACUGGUUUCUUUUCGCACUUUAGUUAUCGGUAUGUUGAGCCACAGCCCCCAAUCACGGAGAUUCAUGGCCUAACAACCGGGCACAUAAUAGAGGAUGGGAAAAUGCGAAUUACGUAUGAUAUCCACGGGGGAGGGUGGCUGCGUGUACUAACCACGAGCUCUAGGUUCUCGGUGAGGUUCGCAAUCCAGCGAAAACCUUACGGGUAUCAGCCCCAAUCGCUAUACUUGGUGUAGCUGCCCUUUACAUCUUGGCCAACAUUGCCUAUGUUUGUCUUCUCAAAUGUCUUUACUGGCCACGGUAGUUUACUGACAGAUGCUGUCAACAGUUUGCAGCACUUCCGAAGGAUAUCAUUCAGAAGGGAGGAGUUACUGUUGCAGCAGAUUUCUUUUUAGAUGUGAGUGGUGUUCAUCGCCGAAGUGCGAGUGCUCGGAGCCUAACCUUUCGGAAAGGUUUUUGGGGGAAGUGCUUUUGCGACUACAAUUGUGCCAUUAUGCAUUGCUGCAUCGGCCUUUGGGAAUGUGCUUGCGGUUACGUUUGCCAAUUCCCGCGGUGAGUACCUUUGGUAGCGAUAUUUCGGCGGGGUACUGAUUCCUUCGUGUAGUCAAGCAGGAGCUCGGCAAGGAGGGUGUGCUUCCCUGGUCUCGUUUCUGGGCUAGUGACAAGCCUUUUGGUACCCCUGCUGCAGCGUUGCUGCUUCACUGGGUGUUUUCCGUCAUUAUUAUAUCUGCGCCGAGCUCUGAGGACGCGUACAAUUUCUUCAUCUGGGUUUUCACUUCUUCUCAGACUUGGGUGUCUUGUAUUUCCCCUUCGUCCCUGUAUGUUUGACCAAGGUUCUGAUGAGAGCGGGCGCAGUGUUCAUUGGAGGUGGACUCCUUUAUCUUCAGCAUUCGCCUUCGCAGUCGGAGGUUUGGGCGGUGGAACGAACGGACUAUCAUGUCUGGUGGCCUUUCACACUCAUGUUCUGCCUUGCUUGCCUCUUCUUACUAAUUGCUCCAUUCAUACCAAACGAAUAUGGGGAUGGAUCGCUUUUGACCGGAUCAAUUCCAUACUACGUUUUCCCAACCGUGGGCUGCUGCGUCCUUGCGUCAGGACUAAUCUAUUGGGUUGGGUUCGCGAAGAUAUGGCCCAAGUUCGGGUUUACUCUCGAGGUUGAGCGCACCGAGGACGAAUUCGGGAAUGAAGUUAUCAAGUAUAAGGUAGCGCUUGCUUUUCGCAAUUUCUAUGGGGCCCGGGGGCUAACAUUGUGGGACAGCAUGUCAACAGGCAAAGGGAAACACGUGCCGAGGCAUCGAGCACCUCUGCGCUACCUCAGUUUAGGGGAGCUGCUGUCGGUGAGGUGCAGAUGUCUCAGAGGAAAGAGGUUUUUCCGGGCGCUUAGGAUGGCGAAAGCAAUGUACAUAGCUAUCCCUCCGGGGUGCACAUGCAUCCUAGGUUUUCAUGAUUAUUCUGUUUUUUGCUUCUGUGGGGCUUGUCGUUUGUUAGAAUGUCCUGUGGUUAAAAUGUCGUGGAUUUUCAUAAUAAUAUUAUUGCCGUCGCUGCGGUGCAUUAUGGUUCAUUUUGGCAUUUACACCUGUCGGU